This is a messenger RNA of Ogataea polymorpha, 2099 nucleotides long. RefSeq lists its product as uncharacterized. The transcript has a single exon. The annotation marks the transcript as partial. Gene Ontology annotation, cellular component: nucleus; Rpd3S complex; NuA4 histone acetyltransferase complex. The record is from RefSeq and is a predicted model, not a curated record. Gene Ontology annotation, biological process: chromatin organization; regulation of DNA-templated transcription. Lineage: Eukaryota; Fungi; Ascomycota; Pichiomycetes; Pichiales; Pichiaceae.
CAUGUCGGUGUUCGAGCUUGGCGACCGAGCGCUAGUCUAUCAAGGAGAGUUACUGUAUGAAGCUAAGAUACUCAAGAUUUUCUAUCCCUUAUCCAAGAUAAUCAAAUUUAAUGACGAGAAAACUAAAGAUGUUGUUGAAACUGCACCAGAACCGACGUUCCUUGAGAGAUAUCGAUCUUCAAAGGCUUAUUUUGUUCACUACAAAGGAUGGAAGUCCAAGUGGGAUGAAUGGGUCACGCCGGAAAGGAUUUUGCCGUAUAACAAAGAAAACUUAAUCAAGCAAAAGGAGUUAGUUCAAAGCCAUCGAUCUGUUGGAUCAUCCGUUUCUAACCGACCUAAAGUGAAACUCACGUUGAAAGGCACGGUAAGGCAGACAAACAGCGCACCAUCGAACUCUACAGAACCUUCCAAAAGGGCCGAGUUGAAAGUUCAAAUCCCCGACUCAAUAAAAUACGUUUUGGUGGACGACUGGGAAAAUGUGACUAAAAAGCGAAAGCUCGUUCACUUGCCUUCUAAAGACUGCAUUGCGAACAUUGUAACAGCAUACACUACACAGCUUCAACUGUCUUCAACCGCUCAGGAUGACCCCGCGCUCGACAACAAGCUUGAGAUUGCUCGCAGCCUACGGCUCUAUUUCAACCAAGCAUUAGGCUCCUUGCUUCUAUACCGCCAUGAAAGAACGCAAUACAAGAUGGUGUUGGAUAAAUUCCCCGACUCUGAGAUGUCGCAAGUUUACGGUGUAAACCAUUUACUGAGACUUUGCGCUAUCCUGCCCAACUUAGUGAUACAAUCGACUAUGGACCCGCAAAGCAUUUCUCUAGUACGCGAGUUUCUGGAGGAUUUUUACGCCUUCCUUAGUGCCAAUCUGAAGGAACUUAUUGAAGAUUAUGAAAACGAUCUGCCCACAUACUGAUCUUAAAUAUAGGUCUCCAUAUCACCGAGGUAAAGAUUUAGUUGUUGCAUCAACUUAUCCAGAGGCGCCUGUUCGACUAGAGUCACAUCGGAUUGGUUGCUGAGCUUGCGAAGUGAAUGCUGCACUGCGAGUCGGUGCAGCCCCAUAUAACUGUCGUCAAGACUGAUAAGCUUUCCGUUCGACGAGUUCAAGCUGACAAUUCCAGUUUUGGAAGACUCAAUGGAUGUAGCACACUGAUAGCUUUCGUAAUCUUUUCCUCCAAGGGAACACUUGACUGGACUGUCUCGAAACACGACGUCUUUCAUAUUCCAAUGGACAAUACGCCCGUCCUUGGCUCCUGUAAAGAUACUGUUUUUCGAGACCCAUUCAAUGGCCGUGAUGGCACCUGAAUGGCCAUACAUGGUAGCAAGUGGCUGCUCUUUUCUUAUAUCCCACAGCUGGAUACUGCUGUCCUCCCCUGCAGCACAUAGUUGAUAUGGGUUUUGUGGAGACCAUUCGAUGAGGUGCGUUUUAUUGCGCUUGUACGAGAGAUACGUCGAAGUACAGAGCUCUGUUUGGGUAGCAGAUCUCAUAUCGAAUAGCCUGACACCAAAGGACCCUGCGAAGGCAACCAACCCGUCGUUAUUUUCGCUAGCUGCGAAGGAUUUUAUACCUCGAGCUUUAUUCUUGUAGAGAGGACUCGAAGACCUUGAAGUAUCCCAGAAAAAAAUAUUCUCUUUGUAGAUAGACAUCAUAGAAUUGGUCAGACAAGACUUCCAUGAAGUCGGGCUUAUCUCAAUUUGAAAUUCGUCUCCCACGUCGGUUAGUGAAGUAUGCUUUCGGUGAUUGAACUGCUUGAUGAGGUCAACGUGGGUCAGGUCAGUAGACCUUACGUUUGGAAUAAGAGAGAGAUUAGCAAUGCCAUUAGUGUGGCCAGUAAUCAUCAAUUUUAAAUCAUUUGUCUCGUCAAGAACAUUGUGCAACCACUUUAUAGAGCAGACAUUUGGUGCGGUAAAGCUGGUCAAGUAACCAAGCAAGUUCUUCUCGGUAUCCAGCUUAAACAUCUUGACGUUCUGGUGGCUUGAAGAAGAUCCAACGGCAAUCAAGUCUUGGCUGACAUCCAUACAAUUUAGAAAUUCGUACGGAUUCAAUGGCGAGCCGUAAUCGAUUUUCCAGUAGCUAGAUUGCAAACCCUCUUGCACAGGCG